UGUAACGUCUUCGUUUCUUCAAGGUGGCUGCACUCUUCAGGUGACGUCGGAACAAACGCAUGGCCAUGAAGCGUCUGUCUGGCCUAUUCGUUCUCAUCGGCGUGGCUUGCGUUCAUGCCAUUCCGGAAACAACGCAAUCGAUGUGCUCGAAGCCACCGGUUCUCGGCAACUGCCCACCCUUAAGAAACGUUUGGCAUUAUCACUAUCAGAUCAAUGCAUGCGUAAAGUACAAGGACAGCGAUUGCGGCGUUGGAUACAACCAGUUCAUGUCGAAAGAAAAAUGUGAUGAAGCUUGCCUACGCCCGCCAGGACAGAAGCAAGAGUUGUGUUUAAGAAACACUAUUACUGGUAGCUGUCAACCAAAAAUGCGUGCUUGGUAUCAUGAUCCUGAAGAUGGUUUCUGUAAAAUGUUCAACCACGGUGAAUGCGGAAGAGGUGCAAACCAUUUCGCAACAGAGCAGAAAUGCCUCGAGACUUGCAAACCACCUGACCAACGAAAAGUUGUGUGCAGCCUGCCUCAAAGCCCAGGAGUGUGCUACUUUGUGUUGUAUCGCUUCUUUUUUGAUCACAAAAGGAAUAAUUGUUUUCUGAUUAGAGGAAGGAGUUGUGGCAAAAACGACAACGCUUUCGUUUCGCAUGGAGACUGCAUGAGAAGAUGCAGCCAUCCCAAAACGCCGAGACCCUGCUACAAUUGUGGCACCAAAAAUAAAGGCCAGCAAACUAAAGCCCCUGGUGCAGUCAAGGGCUGAUGACGCUGCUAAUAAAGAACUUUUUUCUCGCCUUGA
Dermacentor andersoni is the source of this 785-nucleotide messenger RNA. RefSeq names its product inter-alpha-trypsin inhibitor. The record is from RefSeq and is a predicted model, not a curated record. Gene Ontology annotation, molecular function: serine-type endopeptidase inhibitor activity. Lineage: Eukaryota; Metazoa; Arthropoda; Arachnida; Ixodida; Ixodidae.